AUGAAUUUCUGCUCUUCAUUUUACUUUCUUGUAUUUUUUCUUAUUAUUCAUGGAUUGAAAGACACGAAUGCAUAUGUCACCAAAAACAUCACUGUCGAUAGAGCAGUGGAUCAAAUGUUACUGAAGAUUGAAAGUGCAGUUCGUCAUCGGAACACAACAGAGUUCGAAUCCUUCUUCUCCCCAAAAUUCGAUUCAGAAUCAUGGUUCGAUCGCUACUACUCAGAACUUUCGGAGAGUCAGUUGCAAACUUUUGUGCUCCGACGUUUCGGCCAUGUGGAUGCUCGUGGUAAAGACUACAAGUUCAAGUUUUCCGAGUCUCAUAAUGUCACUGAUAAACUUCUGUUGCGUUCAUUCAUUGCAUGGACCAAAGGGACACCGACCAACCAGUUUGCAAUUCAGACGAUUCGAUACUAUGGAGAGUACUGA
Molecule: messenger RNA, 426 nt
Organism: Caenorhabditis remanei
Lineage: Eukaryota; Metazoa; Nematoda; Chromadorea; Rhabditida; Rhabditidae
Exons: 4
Coding region: 1-426 (141 amino acids)
Source: RefSeq, a predicted model, not a curated record